UUUAAAACACACACACACACACACACACACACAGACAUACAUACACUGGGCACACACACACACACGCGCCAACAUGGCUGUGACGCUCGGCAGCUACUCCGUGUCUUUACUCGGAAUAAGCGUUUUCAUCGCCACGCUCACCUACCUGACGUACAGGCUGCUCAGCGACUACCUGCACCAGUGGUUCGUGAUGAAGCCCAUCCCGCAGCCGGCGGGGACGUAUCCCUUCAUCGGGAACGCGCACCAGUUCAAAACCAACGCAGGCGAUUUCUUUCGACAGAUUGAGGAUUUAACAGCAGAGUUCAGCGGCGAGCCGCUGUUCAAACUCUGGAUCGGACCGGUGCCGUUUCUCAUUCUGUUCCACGCGGAAACUGUCGAGGCAAUUCUAACCAACACUGUCCACAUGGAGAAAUCAUAUUCGUACACCUUCCUCCACCCCUGGCUUGGAAAGGGCCUUCUAACAAGCACCGGGAACAAGUGGCGUCAGCGGCGGAAGAUGUUGACCCCCACCUUCCACUUCUCCAUCCUGACGGACUUCUUGGACGUGAUGAACGAGCAGGCGGCCAUCCUGGUGGAGAAGCUGGAGAAGCAGGCGGGGAAGGGCCAAUUCGACUGCUUCAGCCACAUCACUCUGUGCGCGCUGGACAUCAUCUGCGAAACCGCAAUGGGGAAGAAAAUUUACGCCCAGAGUCACUCCGACUCGGAGUACGUUAAGAGCGUCUACAAAAUGAGCGACAUCGUGAGCCGCAGGCAGAGGACGCCGUGGUUCUGGCCCGACUUCGUGUACAACUGCUUCGGCGAAGGCCGCGAGCACAACGACACGCUCAAGAUCCUGCACUCCUUCACUCACAAAGUGAUACAAGAAAAAGCGGCGAGCGUUUCCGCCACGGGUUCGGACAGCGACUCCGAAGAGGGCGCCAAGAAAAGGCCGGCCUUCCUGGACAUGCUGCUGAAGACCACGUAUGACGACGGCAGCAGGAUGAGCCACCAGGACAUCCAGGAGGAAGUGGACACCUUCAUGUUUAGGGGACACGACACGACGGCGGCCUCCAUGAACUGGGCCGUGCAUCUGCUGGGCUCCCACCCGGAGGCGCACAGCAAAGUGCAACAAGAGCUCCAGGAGGUGUUCGGUUCAUCUGACCGGCCCGUUAACAUGGAGGACCUGAAGAAGCUCAAGUACCUGGAGUGUGUGAUCAAGGAGGCGCUGAGGCUGUUUCCCUCAGUGCCGUUCUUUGCCCGCAACAUCGGAGAGGACUGCCACAUCAAUGGUUUCAAGGUGCCCAAAGGCACCAACGCCAUCAUCGUGACCUACGCCGUCCACCGGGACCCGCGGUACUUCCCCGAGCCCGAAGAGUUCAGGCCCGAGCGCUUCCUGCCGGAGAAUUCUGUGGGAAGGCCUCCGUACGCGUACAUCCCCUUCUCCGCCGGACUCCGCAACUGCAUCGGUCAACGCUUUGCCCUCAUGGAGGAGAAGGUGGUCUUGGCGGCCAUUCUGCGGAACUUUAACAUCGAGGCGUGUCAAAAGCGGGAAGAGCUCCGGCCGGUGGGGGAGCUCAUCCUGCGACCGGAGAAAGGCAUCUGGGUCAAACUGGAAAAGAGGAAAAGCCAGACUUAAUCAAAUCAGCACCUGCAGCCGCUCCGCUCCGCAAAAGCUUUUCGCUAAUUUAAUCAUCCUUUUUGGAACUCUGUUUAAAAGCCCAUCCUUUCAACUUCGAGUGGGUAUGUAAUGGCCUCUUAUCGGGGGGGGGAGAGAGUGGCCGCUGGGUUUCAUUUGAAAAUCUUACCAUCACGGUCUCUCUCCCGGUAUCGGGAUUCGACUGUUAGUUUUGGGGCAAACAGGUUUGUGAUUUACUAAUCUGGCUCAACAACUCUGCACUUGUGUGGUUGUGCCCAAGGAAGGUUGAAACGUAACUGUGGAAAUGAUAUUUCGCUAUAAGCGGCUAAGAAGUGACGAUAAAAACGCUUAGCAGAGCACAUGUGUAUCACUUUAAGAAAAGUAUCUGGUUGUUAUGAAAGUUAUUAGUGAUUGAAAACAUAAUUUAUCAUCGAUUUUCUAGGUUCCAUGCAUUUUAAGAAUAAGGGUUACAUACAGUGAUCCACAGCUUUUACUCAUUUGUUUUUUAAUGAGUAAGUAAUUUUUUUAAUUUAAACAAAAACAUGCUUGAAAUGCAUCUAAAGUUGUACUUGUUGAAAGAGCUCAUGAUGAAGGUGAGAUUAUACAUAUUUUGUGGUAAUAAAAGCCUGAAGCUUUACUCUUAGUUGCCGCUCUGCAUCACUAACAACUGAACGUUACAUUUCAAACCCCGUGCUGCAUUUCUUUCGUUGCAUCACCUCAUACGACAUCUCAUUUGCUCACUGGUGUGUUUGAUGGGUCAUCGACUUACUGCGGAUGGGAAGGAUGCGACGGACUCCCUCGGCGAGCAACACGCCUGGUUACCGCUUUGGUCUGGUGCUGAUGCAGAAGUCCUUCACGACACGUCAUGGAGUCCACAUAGCAACCGUGUCCUGUAACAGAACCCACUCAAGCAGCAGCGCUGCCACACUUUAAGGGCCGAGGAGACUGAAACAGAUUUCAAUCAAGAGUGUAACUUUGAGGGACGGAACUUGUCAGACAACUCUUAACAUUGUCAAAUUUGGUCUUUAGUACAUUUUAAUGACUUUUUUUUAGAUAUAACUCCCCUCUGAUGAUAUGACAAUCCAUUCAGGUUCAUAGUUGCAAUAAGCCGAGCUCUUUAGCCACCGAAUCCCAUUGAGGUCACAGGGAUCCAUUUGAACAAAGUGGUAAUAAUAGCAUGACACACUUCCAAAUGACCCCAUCCGUAACGUCACCAGAUGAUUUAGCCGGCACGGCUGGGAGGGUUAUUGCCGAAGACCAGAACAAGAGGUCCGAUGAUGAAUUGAAUGCUCUCUCUCCUGAAGUAUUGAGCACAUCUGUAAUCAAUGAGAGAGCCUGAGCUCUAACUGGAGAAGGAGUACAUUUGUCUGAGGAAUCGUAAUAAACUGCUUGUGCUAAGAGAA
Molecule: messenger RNA, 3018 nt
Organism: Gasterosteus aculeatus aculeatus (three-spined stickleback)
Lineage: Eukaryota; Metazoa; Chordata; Actinopteri; Perciformes; Gasterosteidae
Source: RefSeq, a predicted model, not a curated record